GGACAAAAGUCGGCGAAACUGAAGAUAUCUUUUUCGUUUUGUUUUGCAAUAAUCUCGAUUCUCUAAAAUAAAAUAAAAAAAAAACAAAAAAAAAUCUCUGAUCACGGAAGAAGAGAAAUGAGCUACGAGAGAGUUCCACCGGAAUCGUAUCCUCCUCCAGGGUACCAAUCUCAUUAUCCGCCUCCUGGCUAUCCAUCGGCGCCUCCGCCUCCGGGAUAUCCUCCGCCGCAUCAGGAAGGUUAUCCACCACCUCAGCCUCACGGAUAUCCACCGUACCCGCCGCCGCGUCCUUACGAAGGCGGUUAUCAAGGCUACUUCGCCGGUAACUAUCCUCCUCCUCCACCUCCGCCGCAGCAGUGCAACCAUUACCAGCACGAUCAUCACCAUUACGAGGAUUCAAACUCUGAUGGCUCCUCUUUUCUCCGUGGCUGUCUUGCUGCUCUGUGCUGUUGCUGUUUGUUGGAGGAAUGCUUCUGAGAAUGCCCCUUCCUUCUCCCCCGGAUCACCUCUUGUUACUCUCCUCAUUUACAGUCAACAUUAUAUGUUAAAUCAAAUCCAAGACAUGCCAUAACUUCUCUAUGUCUUUAUGUACUGUGAAAUGUUUCAUUGUCUGUUAAUGCUGUUCCUCUUUGUUUGAAAGUGGAACGUGGAUCAGAAGAAUCCUAUGUAUGUUCUUUGUAAUUUGUCUUAAUUAUUUGGAAAAAAUAUAUACUCA
Molecule: messenger RNA, 715 nt
Organism: Raphanus sativus (radish)
Lineage: Eukaryota; Viridiplantae; Streptophyta; Magnoliopsida; Brassicales; Brassicaceae
Product: cysteine-rich and transmembrane domain-containing protein WIH2
Exons: 3
Coding region: 118-477 (119 amino acids)
Source: RefSeq, a predicted model, not a curated record